AUGGCCACCCUUUGGGAUCCAGCGGAGCGCCAUGGGCACCUUGGGCCCCUGCCGGGACAGCGCCUGGUGCUUGUGACUGGCGCGGCGCGUGGACUGGGCGUGGGCAUUUGCAAACAGGUGCUUCAACAGGCAGAUGCUGAGCUCAUUGUUGCGGCGAGGAGUCUGCCAAAGGCGCAAGAGCUUGCUGACGAGCUGGGCCCACGCUGCAGGGCCUUGCAAUGUGACGUGAGCGAUGAGGCGUCCUGUCGCCUUGUGGCUGAAACAGUGGCCAAGAUCCGUGGAUCUCGAGCCCUCUCCGUGGUGCACAACGCAGGGGUGGCCUACGACCUGCCUUGGUUCCCGGCGCCCUGGCCCGUGGAGGCCGCUCGGGUGACCCUGGGCACCAACCUCUUCGGGGCCAUGCGUCUGACGGAGGCCUUGUUGCCGGAGCUGCUCGACGAAAGGGCCCACGGACGCUUGGUCUUCGUGAGCAGCGGCGCUGGCGCGGCGAAUCUGUCGAAGAUGGCGGAGGAGCGGCGGUGUGCCCUCACAACCAUUGAGGAUGUAAAGGCCUUGAAGGACUUCUGUGAGGCUUUCAUUCAAGCCUAUGAAGCUUCAGCAAAGGAGCAAGCAGAGGUGCCUCUGCCCAAGUUACAGGAGGGAUUUUGGCUCCAAUCCAACGGCUUUUCCAAGGCCUGUUUGAACCGCUACUGUCAGAUGAUGGCGCUCCAGCACCCCACGCUCUGCUGCGUCGCCUGUUCGCCCGGCUUCGUGGAGACAGAGAUGGUGAAAACAUAUCGAGGCGAUUCCAAGUUGAAAAGCGUGGAAGAAGGCGGAGACGUGUGUGCAUGGUUGGCCCUGUCACCUGACGCGGGCCCCAGCGGCGUCAAAACGCCCCCCUCCGAGGGCGAGGGUCAGCCAGACAACCACGAAAAGAACGAAGGUCUUGCCGCGGCUAGCUGA
This is a messenger RNA of Cladocopium goreaui, 942 nucleotides long. Lineage: Eukaryota; Dinophyceae; Suessiales; Symbiodiniaceae. The record is from the annotation of a GenBank genome assembly.